Molecule: messenger RNA, 345 nt
Organism: Funneliformis mosseae
Lineage: Eukaryota; Fungi; Glomeromycota; Glomeromycetes; Glomerales; Glomeraceae
Source: the annotation of a GenBank genome assembly
AUGAAGAUUAUCAGUUUUAAAGCUAAUUAUUUCCAUAAAAAUAAUGAUGAGAGUCAGAAUAUGAAUGAUAAUGCUAUUCAGUACCUCAUUGACCAUAGCAUCAACAAUGUUAUCAGCCUGAACCAAUUCUGCCUAACUGAUAAUAUUAUCGGGAGAUUUAAGGAACAUAGCAUUAACUACCUCCACCUACCGGUUGUAGACUACACUGCUUCAACAAUUUAUCAGUUACAUCAAACAUAUAAUUUAUACUUUCUGGCUCAGAGAAUAACCCUUGUGUAUUGCGGAUAUGGGCACAGCAAGACAGAUACAGUUAUUGCCGCUUUCAUGCUGCUUAGUGACAACUAA